Eutrema salsugineum is the source of this 914-nucleotide messenger RNA. Its product is annotated as ubiquitin-conjugating enzyme E2 28. The transcript is spliced from 5 exons. The coding region runs from base 177 to 623 and encodes 148 amino acids. The record is from RefSeq and is a predicted model, not a curated record. NCBI's taxonomy places the organism in Eukaryota, Viridiplantae, Streptophyta, Magnoliopsida, Brassicales, Brassicaceae. Gene Ontology annotation, cellular component: nucleus. Gene Ontology annotation, biological process: protein polyubiquitination. Gene Ontology annotation, molecular function: ubiquitin conjugating enzyme activity.
GCUCGCUGGAAAAUCGCUGGCAUUCGUAAAGCAUAAAUCAUCCUCCUUUAUUUUGGUAUCAAAGUCUCUCUCUUUCUCUAUCUCUCUCUCUCUCUCUCUCUCACCAUCUGCAAGGAGUGAAUCGUGAACCGAGCGAGUUUGGAGGGUCUGUCUCUGGAAUUUGUUCAGAGCGAGAAAUGGCUUCGAAACGGAUCUUGAAAGAGCUCAAGGAUCUCCAGAAGGAUCCUCCAACCUCCUGCAGUGCUGGCCCAGUUGCUGAAGACAUGUUUCAUUGGCAAGCUACAAUAAUGGGUCCAGCUGAUAGUCCUUACUCAGGCGGAGUCUUCCUCGUCACCAUUCACUUCCCUCCGGAUUAUCCUUUCAAACCACCAAAGGUUGCAUUUAGGACAAAAGUGUUUCACCCUAAUGUCAACAGCAAUGGAAGCAUUUGCCUCGACAUCUUGAAAGAACAGUGGAGUCCUGCACUUACCAUAUCCAAGGUUUUGCUUUCGAUAUGCUCAUUGUUGACGGAUCCAAACCCAGAUGAUCCUUUGGUUCCAGAGAUUGCUCACAUGUAUAAAACCGAUAGAGCUAAGUAUGAGUCUACUGCAAGAAGCUGGACUCAGAAAUAUGCGAUGGGAUAAAGUUUAUGGCUUUUGAUCCAUCAAGACUCGGUUUUAAGAGGGAGAGAGUGAGAGAGUAAGGACUUCUUCACAUAGGAUCUUCCAUGAAAUAAGUUAGAUUCCUAUGUUUUAUCUCUUUGUUUGAAAGCUCUUGAAUGUUUUUGAUGUCACUUGUUAAACAAAUAACAUUCCUUCUCCUCUCUGUUCCUUUGUUUUUUUUUUUUUUUUUUUGGCAAUUACAAAGACAUAUUUAAAAAAAAUGUAAAAUUUUUAGGAAAUUAUCUCAAAUGACUUAGAAAAGUCAUUUUAUUA